AUGGCGCUGGGGCUGGAGGAGGCCUUCGGGGCGGCGGGGGAGUUCGGCGGCGGGCAGCGGCGGCUCACCGCCUUCCUGGUGCUCCUGCAGGUGUAUGUGGCCUGUCAGUCGAUGCUUAUUGUGCUUGUGGGAGCUGUGCCCAAGUAUCAUAUAGACCAAGCAGUAAUUCCAGCGAGCAGAGCUGAGCUUGCCAGGCACAUCCAUUUUGUGGACAACUUCACAUCUAUCGUGACUGAGUGGUACCUAAUUGAACAAGAAGCCUACAAAGUAAACCUUGCAUCAUCCCUGUUUUUUGCUGGAUUGCUUAUUGGAAAUAUCACAUUUGGACCUUUGUCAGAUAAACUGGGCAGGAAACCGGUGUAUAUUUCAGGUCUAUUUUUUGAUGUUGUUUUUGGGUAUGUCACAGCAUUGGCUCCGAAUUAUGACAUAUUUGCAGUUUCACGUUUUUUUGUUGGAAUUGUGAACGGUGGAAUGGCUCUUGUGUCUUUUGUCCUAACACAAGAAUAUGUAGGAAAAUCAUUUUGGUCAUUUACAGGUUCAUUAACUAAUUUGACGUUUGCAGUUGGCAUUGCAGUUUAUGCUUUAUUGGGUUACUAUGUAAGAGAAUGGCGCAACCUCGCCUUGAUAUCAAAUACUCCAGGAGUCUUCUUCCUCCUUCUUUCUUUUAUGCUCCCAGAAUCACCACGAUGGCUGUAUUCCCAAGGGAAAAUGGCAGAAGCUGAAGAUGUGUUGCAAUAUAUUGCCCUUGGUAAUGGAAAAGAGAGAUUAAAUAUAAAAUUAAAACCAAGUGCAGGAACUUUGAGAAGGGACGAAUCGGCACCUGGUAUCUUAAACUUAGUAAAACAUCCAGUGCUUCGGUGGCGAACCGUCAUCCUGAUGUACAUCUGGUAUGUCUGCAGCUUGGUGUACUAUGGACUAACUUUAAAUGCUGGUGAAUUAAGAGGAAAUCUGUAUUUAAAUGUGGCUCUUUCUGGUCUUGUCGAAGUUCCAGCGUUUCCUCUCUGCAUGUUUUUCAUUGAGAAGUCCUGGUCUGGAAGACGUAAAACUACAACAUGUUUUCUGGUAUUUGCAGGAUUUGCUUGUAUAUUUACCAUGUUUUUACCAACAAGUGCUGGUCUACUCCUCGGCCCCACUUUGUUAGCUUUGUGUGGAAAAAUGAUGGUCAGCGCUGCUUUCAACAUCAUGUAUAUUUAUACAUCUGAACUGUACCCAACAGUACUGAGAAAUGCUGGCUUGGGUGUGUGUUCCAUGUCUUGCAGAUUUGGGGGCAUCUUGGCUCCAUUUGUGCCAUCUAUGAAAUCUCUUAGUCCUUCUGUACCGUUUGUGGUGUUUGGAAUCAGUGGACUGUCAGCGGGAUUCCUGACUCUCCUUCUGCCGGAAACACUAAAUAAGCCAAUUGCUGAGAGCAUCGAAGAUCUCCAGAGUCCCAAAUACCAAGUGCUCACAGACACGGAGGCAGAGGAAGCCAGUUAGAAGAAAACACUUAACUUCCAGAAGGCCAGUCUGUCAUGGAAAAUGAAGCUUCCAUGGAGACGGUGCUAUAAAAGUUGAAGGGCAGAGUCUUGCUCUAUGUAUCUGACAAGAAAUGUUGGAGGACUCAUGUAUAAUGCUGUUUGUAGCAUGUUGAACAGUUUGAUGUGGAGGCAAAUUGAGAAGAUGGAAGAUGUUGAUCAAAGCUUGUGAGAAAAGAGGUGACAAAUCUGUGCAUUUAUUUAAUGACUUAACAAAAGCGUACUUGGGAUCUUUGGACUUCUCAACGGCUUCUUAAAAUGGAGUAUUAAUUUAUUGUUACAAAACGUAACUGCUAGCUUCAGAUUAAGCUAUAAUGUUACAAUUGAAGUGAUGUGUAUAAUUUAAAAUUCAGAUGGCCUUAUAUACAUUCCUGCAAGCUGUAAUCAUGAAAAGUAACAGCAUCCUGUUUAUGCUAAUUUUCUCUACAGGGUUUUUUGCCUCUAAUAUACAGUAUAUAUACCUCAUGAUGCGAAGAGACCAAAGAUUUUUAUGGGUUGUUGGCCUUAGUAUGUCUAGCAUUAGAAACCUGAACAGGAGAUCUGAAAGGGGAGUGGAAAAUAGAUUUUAUUGUGGAAGUAAUUUUUAAAUACAGUUGUACGUGAAAAGAUACAUAAAGUUAAAAAUUAUGUCAGAUCUUUAAGAGGUGCAUUUGAAGAGGAUGAGUAAGCUUUUAGACAAAGGUUAUUAAGUUUUAGCUGUACAUGUGAAAUUAGAAACUGAGUUAUAUAUUGUAUAAUAUAUGUAAUAGUAUGUAAUCCAGUACAUUUCACGUAUGAAUUGGGAAUUCUUCCUGCAAGGGGGGAGGGAUGUUUUGUUAACAGUUAAUAUAUUAACUUUGGAAUAAAUGCAUCACAAAUGUUACAGUUUUUUGAUGGCCAACACAACUUUGUUAUUAAAAAGAAAAUUAUUGA
Molecule: messenger RNA, 2423 nt
Organism: Calidris pugnax (ruff)
Lineage: Eukaryota; Metazoa; Chordata; Aves; Charadriiformes; Scolopacidae
Product: solute carrier family 22 member 15-like
Exons: 12
Coding region: 1-1473 (490 amino acids)
Biological process (GO): transmembrane transport
Cellular component (GO): membrane
Molecular function (GO): transmembrane transporter activity
Source: RefSeq, a predicted model, not a curated record